CGUUACUCCGCUGCUUUUUGUCAUAUGAAAGCUAACAAGCUAAACUAACAGUGACCAUGGAUGUGAGCCGGUUCACACGGGGACGGUGUAGCAGUGUCACCGGACAACUAUAACACCUGUCCACGGUGGCUUCCCUCUUCUCCUCACCAAUAUCUGUGUAAUUUCUACAUUUCCUGUGCAGUCAGCCGGUUAUCUUUGCGACUUUUGCCCCCUUUAUCCCGUUGAAGUUCAUGCUAGUGGGUUAGCCUGCUAGCUAAUUAGCUCGAAGCUUUGCAUUGUGAGGCUAACUAACUAACUAGAUUUAACGGACAUGAGAGAUGGCAUCUGUUCGGGUGGCUGUCCGGGUGAGACCCAUGAACAGGAGAGAAAAGGACUUGACCGCAAAAUGCAUUAUCAAGAUGGAAGGGAACAAAACCUCCAUCACCAACCUGAAGAUCCCCGAUGGUAACGCAGGUGAAGUGUUGAGGGAUCGAAUUAAAACCUUCACAUACGACUUCUCCUACGACUCCAUGGACUCCAAGAGCUCCCCAUUCGUCUCCCAGGAAAAG
Molecule: messenger RNA, 548 nt
Organism: Notothenia coriiceps (black rockcod)
Lineage: Eukaryota; Metazoa; Chordata; Actinopteri; Perciformes; Nototheniidae
Product: kinesin-like protein KIF16B
Exons: 3
Biological process (GO): microtubule-based movement
Molecular function (GO): ATP binding; microtubule motor activity; microtubule binding
Source: RefSeq, a predicted model, not a curated record